Molecule: messenger RNA, 1718 nt
Organism: Grus americana (Whooping crane)
Lineage: Eukaryota; Metazoa; Chordata; Aves; Gruiformes; Gruidae
Product: butyrophilin subfamily 1 member A1-like
Exons: 2
Coding region: 565-1158 (197 amino acids)
Molecular function (GO): protein binding
Source: RefSeq, a predicted model, not a curated record
GAGACGGGACCGAGCUUUUGCUGAGCCUGUGCCAGACAGAGGGGGGAAAAAAACCCCAAGAGAGGAAAAAAAAAAAAGAAGCGGAGAAGCAGCUGGUGAGGGAAAAGCAGCUGGAGGAACCCCGAAACGGUGCUGGUGCCACCAAGGAAAACUCUGAAAGGUUCAAGAGAGGAGAAAAACCCAGGUCGUGGUUUUUAUUCACUUCCUGUCUACCUCAUACGAUCUGGCUGGGAAAAAUCGGCUGGGAGGGGGGGACGUCGUGGGCGCGAUGGCUUUCUUCCUCAAACCGCGGCCACGCACGUGGGACCUUGCCCUGGAUUACCACACGGCGAAACAGUUUGAAGGUAACCAAAGGCAACGGGAGCGGAGCACAGUACCGAUUCCUGGUGAUGUCUGGGCUCUGUCGAGCGAGGUGUCCGUCGGAGUUGGAGAUCCUCCAGCUCCACCUUCGAUCUCCCUGGCUCCUCCAUCUCCAACCUGGCCUGGAGAUCCUUCAUCUCCAACCUCCUUCUCUUCACUCUUCCAUCUCCAUCCUCAUCACUCCUCUCUCUUUCUCCGUGAAAAAUGACCAGUGGAGGGGAUUUUUGGGUUGUGCGUCCUCUACGUUUGAGUUUGGCUUCUCAUUCCUUCUCUUUUUUCUCUCCAGUGGACGUGACCUUGGAUCCAGCCACAGCAGGUCCUGAGGUGAUCCUCUCUGAGGACCUCAAAGAAGCCACCUGGGGUAGACCUGGGCACCGGUGGCCUGAGGGUCCGGGCCAGUUCGACACGGAUCCGUGCAUGUUGGGCAGCGAGGGCUUCACCUCGGGUCGUCACUACUGGGAGGUGGAGGCCAACGGACGCUUCUGGGCCAUUGGGGUGGCCCGCGAGUCAGUUCAGAGGAAGGGCCGGGUCCUCUUCAAGCCCAACGCUGAUAUCUGGGGUUUGCAGAAGUACGACGAGCUCUGCGUGGCCCUCACGGCUCCUUCCAACACCCCCGUCCCGCUCCUCAACGGGGAGAUCGGGGUCUACCUGGACUACGAGGUGGGACAGGUCUCCUUCUAUGCUGUCGGCAGCCGCCAACGCAUCUUCACCUUCCCUGUGGUUUCCUUCAGUGGAGAGAGGGUCUUCCCCUACUUCUGCGUCCUCCUCUCCACCAUCAAACUGUCCCCCAAGGGUUGAUGUGCUGGUGGGGUCCCCCCAAAGCUGGUUGCUCUACGGUGGUUGGAAAUGCUCCUUGACGCUCCUCAACUCUUAUUCUCCAGGUCUUGGAGACAUUUCCACCACAGUUCAUGGUCCUACCUCCAUCUUAGACAUCUCCAUUUUGGGUUAAAUCCAGAGGGUUUCAGGUCUGAGCUCAACGUGGCUUGUCCCAUCUGAAAACUCGUUGAUGGGAUCUGGGCCUCACCCAGCUGGUUUUGAGCUGAAAACGUGGGUUUUCGUCCCAAACUCACCCCCUCUGAAGGUUUCUUUUACUGACCUUGAUGCCUGUCACUGGCCGGGCUUCCAACCCAAAUUAAAAAAAUCUUAAUUUUUGCAGCCUUUGCAUUAAUACCAGUUGCUACCUCGGUUUAAAACUGAUUUUGUCAUCACAAGGAUGUGCUCCUGCUCACCGCCCCCCCCGCCCCCAUUUUCUUCUGCUGUUCCCCACACUCAGGAUGUUUUUCUGAAUAACUGGCGUGCGAUUGAUUACAAACGUGCUCAGAAUAUAAUAAAUACUUGGUCCCCUGGGACCCCCAAGA